Messenger RNA from Pseudocercospora fijiensis CIRAD86, 1655 nucleotides. RefSeq lists its product as uncharacterized. Gene Ontology annotation, molecular function: prenyltransferase activity. The transcript has 2 exons. The record is from RefSeq and is a predicted model, not a curated record. Bases 97 to 1446 code for a protein of 449 amino acids. Gene Ontology annotation, biological process: isoprenoid biosynthetic process; ubiquinone biosynthetic process. NCBI's taxonomy places the organism in Eukaryota, Fungi, Ascomycota, Dothideomycetes, Mycosphaerellales, Mycosphaerellaceae. Gene Ontology annotation, cellular component: transferase complex.
CGACCUUCAUUUCUUACCAUACUCAAAAGUUCAAAUUGCUGUUUCCUUGCCUCUGCUGCGAUUGAGCCACAUCCCGAUUGAACUCGAACACGAUUUAUGCCUCGGCCGAUAGCACCCUCGCGUGCUUUUGUUGGGACCUUCACAGCAAAACCUCAAUCCUUCCCACCAUGUUGUCCUGAAUGCUUUCGACCAAUCUUAUCUCGUGGCUUUCACAACACCAAACGGAAAACGUACAAUGAUUCGCCGAAGAGGGAACAGUCUGCUGUUGCUGCUGCGGUAACAGCAGCGAAGCAAAUAUUCAAUGGCCCGCCACCAGCAGGACCACUGAGCAUUGAUCCAUUGAGGAGUGUUGCGAAAGAGAUGAAGUUUAUGACGGGGAAUAUACAGCAGUUGCUAGGCUCGGGACAUCCAAUGUUGGACACAGUGUCAAAGUACUACACACAAUCCGAGGGAAAAUAUGUCCGGCCAAUGCUUGUGCUACUCAUGUCGCAAGCAACCUCUUUACUGCCGAAACGACGGCGAACGAACAGCAGUGUCCAAGGUACAAUCGAUACACCUAUAUCGUCAUCUUCAGUGCUCAAUGAUGUCAAUCCCGAUACUUCACCGCUUUGCGCUGCGAGCGUUCAAGAGGCCGCAAGCGAUAGCUCCGUCCUGCCAACUCAACGACGAUUAGCAGAAAUCACCGAGCUCAUUCACACGGCCUCCUUACUACACGACGACGUGAUCGAUCACUCCGAAUCGCGGCGAGGGAACACAUCUGCAAACAUUGAAUUUGGUAAUAAGAUGGCAGUCUUGGCAGGCGAUUUUCUCUUGGGAAGAGCGUCUGUGGCAUUGGCACGACUACGUGACCCAGAAGUGACGGAGCUACUUGCGACAGUCAUUGCGAACCUUGUGGAGGGGGAAUUCAUGCAGUUGAAGAACACAGCAUUGGACGAGCGCAAUCCAUCGUGGAGUGAGGAUACUAUCACCUACUACUUGCAGAAGACGUACUUGAAGUCGGCAAGUUUGAUCAGCAAAUCAUGCCGAGCUGCUGCUCUGCUAGGCGAGCAUCCGGCGGAGGUUGUUGAGGCAGCCUACCAGUACGGCAAGAACCUCGGUCUUGCGUUUCAGCUGGUAGAUGACAUGCUCGACUAUACCGUGAGCGGGUCAGAGCUGGGUAAGCCAGCAGGUGCUGAUCUGGAACUUGGUCUUGCUACUGCACCUCUCCUUUUCGCCUGGAAGGAUAACCCGGAGCUCGGAGCCUUUGUAGGCCGUAAGUUCUCACAGGAGGGUGAUGUUCAAAGGGCGCGAGAUAUGGUCAUACAGAGUGAUGGCAUAGAGCAGACACGAGCUCUUGCACAAGACUACGUUGACAAGGCAGCGAGAGCGAUCUCCAGCUUCCCAGACAGCGAGGCCAAAGUCGGUCUUAUCGAUAUGUGCUCAAAAGUUAUGAAACGUAGAAAAUAGAGACGAACUUGGGCGAUCAUACACUCAAUCGAAUGAGAGCAUUCGUGCACCCACAGAAGGUGUUGCGGCGAGCGCGGCGUUGUGGAGUAUUCCAGCGAAUAUACGAUAUGUCCUGGUCGAAGGCCGACCACGUAUAGCGAUAUGUACUGUACAUAAGAUGUCUGUGUGCUAUAGCCAGCCCACUCUGAAAAAAAGUGGCUUCAAUAUUU